Babesia ovata is the source of this 4011-nucleotide messenger RNA. RefSeq names its product Ribosome-binding protein 1. Bases 1 to 4011 code for a protein of 1336 amino acids. The transcript has a single exon. NCBI's taxonomy places the organism in Eukaryota, Apicomplexa, Aconoidasida, Piroplasmida, Babesiidae. The record is from RefSeq and is a predicted model, not a curated record.
AUGGAUAAGCACGGAGUUCCGCUUGGCACACUCAGGGACUGCUUUGAGUUCCUGCAGUGGUUGCAUGAUGAUAGUCGUAUGCAACACCGGGUGGCCACAGAACUGGUUAGACGUUAUGGAAAUUCUUAUAAUCGUAUUUUGUUUACGGGCAAGCUGCCAGCUGAUGUCUCCGAAUUCCUCGAACGCGCGUCCACGUUCUAUAAGAAAUUAGUAGCUACACCAAUUGAGAAAAGUUAUGUCAAUCCGAGAGCAAACGAUGUCACCGAUGCGCUUCUAGAGUGUAUGCCCAAGUUCCUCGCCGCUUUGUAUUUUUUGCUCUACAAUGUGGAUAGAUGGUUCGAAGCAGUGGGAGGAGGGAAGUGGAGGUAUAAUUAUCCUGGGUGGGAGACUACUUGGGUGAGAUAUCUGUGGGAUAGAGAGUGGGGUGGUGAACUGCAGAAUUAUCUCAGGGUGUCACAGAGCGUUAAAUACGGUGACAUCAUACCAGGUGGAUUCGGCCCCGGAGAGGUGACGUAUGGUUAUGACUAUGGUUCUCGCUAUGGUUACUGGUACGGUGAGAGCAUGGUAGAUGACCUACAGAAGAUUUUGUACAAACAUAAUGAUAAGUACAAUUAUUUCCGGGACGUAUUUUUUACAACAGUCAUUUCUAAAUCCGGCUUACAGAAAUCGAACACUGCGAACGUUCUUGCAUUGGUGAGAACGUUUUGCCAAAUCGUAAUUUCGGUAAAGAACUCUGACGUCGGUAAGUUGACAAAAGCUUUGGAAAGGGAGUUAAAAGACAAAUGUAUAGAUUGGCAAGAAUUAAAACAGCAUUGCAAAACUCUCGAGCAGCAACUUGGAAAGUUGUUCAAUAUCGAAGGCUUUUCCUUCACCGGCCAGGCGCGGAGUGUUAAUGAGCUUAACACUGAUACAUUUGCGGGGGAGACAGCGGUAUGGUUUAGAAAUAAUUUGCACGAAGUUCAAAAGAAUGUGAAACACAUAAAAACAAGGUUCCCAGUCGACGACACUCUACAUUUGUAUUAUCUUCAGCCAUUUGCAACAGAAAACAUAUUCCCCUACGGUUUUAUAUUUGGUGACCAAGGCUAUGGAACGAUGGGCGACGCGUGGAAGACGCUGUCAGAUCAUUGGGACAGUGUCAUAGAUAUGCUUGGCAAAGAUCGCGACGGCUUGGAUAAGUUAAAAAGAAUUCUAGAUGGUGAGCCGUGCCGUCCGUCGGCUCCGCCUCCAAAAUCACGACCCAGGCCGGCGCCUGCGCCCAGGCCUUCGAGGACUGGCAGACCUGUGCCUACACAAGGGGCUUCCAGAACUUCGGUUGUAAGGACAACCGGCCCAAGCAGUCUUGGAGGUUCGUUGUCUAGUGGGAAUUAUGGUUCUGGUGCGAGAGGAGUGGGAGGGCAUAACCGUAGAAGCAUGAUCCAAGUUAGAGGAAGGGGGCAAAACAGGGGAGCGGGACCGGGGGCUCAGAGAGACAGAGGAGGCCCGGGGCCUCGAGGUGCUGUAGGCGCUCCAGGUGCCAGGGGAACACAUAGAGGCAGAAGUGCAGGGCGUACGGCAUCUACUAAGCCCCAACACACACAAUCUCAAAAUGAUCUCCAGUCUGGUCCUCCCCCGCCUCCUCCCCCUCUUCCUGGAGGCCCUGGCAUCCCUGAGUCCACUAGUCAGCCAGGUCCCCCGGUUCAGGGUUCGCCGGAAGAUGCUUCUUCAGGUUCACAGCCUGGUUCCCCUCAAGUCAAGGGGCCUCCUCAGCCUCCGAGUGUUACAAGUUCAGGCACUGGGCCAACUGGUGGUCAGGGGGCUGGGAAAGUUGGCAGUGGAGGGGCUGGUCAACAAAUUACUCAACGAACAAGUCACGACUCUGGUCAAACGCCAAGCGGCAACACUACUACGUCGGGUGCCUCGCAGCCUGGUGGAGGUGGGAGUGAUCAGCUGGAUCCUGCUACGGUUAAACUCAAAAAUCAGUUGGAUGAGUAUGGUAGACGGCAACUAGAGAAGAAGAAUAGGGAUAUUGAAGGUUUACGGGUAUCCUUGGACCGUGCGCUGCAGAACGCUGAGCAAAAGCAGCAAGAGAGAGAAAGAAAACAAAAUGCCCAGCGUUCAAAUAUAGGACGCCGACAGUAUUACAUUCCGAAAGAUUUGAAUGGACGGCCGCAUUAUGAUGCGGAUUCCUCUGACGUGCUUGUCCUCGAUGGCAAGGACGUUUCCAAUGAAGCAUUGCGUGACCCCGGAAUUGAAUGGGAGCUAAAGCAUAGAAAUGAAUGGAAAUUGGCGGAACAAUGGGUGAAGGAGACUGCAAAAAAAGAGCAAGCGAAAUUUCAAAGGAACUUAAGAGAUACGCAGCAUAAAGUAUGGAAUCAACUUAAGGAUGACUGGAUACACCAGGAGUUUCAGGACGACGACCUUGGGCACGUCGUCGUACCUUACAUACAUACGUCGAUGCCACUUCCGGAUCCGGAGUAUCCGGACCCGUUAGCACCCAAAGCUUUGUCACUGUCAGGAUCAGUCAUUGAUUCGCCGCCUCCUGAGACAGAUGACCCAGUGCCGCCGCCAACUGGUGACCAAUACGACUGGGACAUCGAAGUUGUACAACCGCAUCCAGACGCAGUGGAGAGCGCACUUAUAGGCAUAGAUCCGUAUUCUGACGUGAAAGACGAUGGACUGGUAUUCGAAAAAAUUGAUCGCCAAUCUGAUGCCAAACAAGAUUAUGUCGACCUCCACAUUGAUGUCCGCAAGCCCAUUGUUCAAGACCCUGUCGACAACCCGUAUGAUGACCCUUAUGCCAAUAUGGAGGAUAUCGUGCGAGACGAGUUGAAAACUUCGGCACAGCAAUAUGGUGAAGACAAAGGAUUUUCUGCCCUGCCCAAGAGUAAUUUAAACCUCGAAUUUACUCCAUCAUUUUUAAAAUCCGAUGGGGAUCAUGAUCCUGGUAUUCCCCGCGAUACUCCAAGGAAGCCAUAUGACCACAACAUUCCUGUGUUCCCUGACUCCGGAGUAUGCCGCAACCCCUGGUACGUUUCCGAUUCCUUUACCACUACCAUAACUCCACCCUCCCCGCCCCCAGACACGGACCAUCUGCCCCCGCCAGACACCGUCAGGGAAAUGCUCCACUGGAUGGUUGGAUUGAAUCAAUAUGGGUAUGUUGCGAUUAUUAAAAAGCAUAUUGAAGACCUUUUGAGGGAGCUUAACGAGGAUGCCUCACAGCUCUCAGAUGCCCUCGAGGUCACUGGGGAUCCCACUCAGCUGACCGCUUCCCAUAUCUCCAACACUCUGACACAGGCGUGUCUCUACUCUGCCAGCGUUCUCCACAGGAUUAGGUAUAAAGACAUUUCGACAGCUGUUUCAACCCUUGACUUCAGCUCAGAAUAUUCCAAGCUUUAUUAUGCCUCGGACCCCGCCCGCCUCCUCUGCCAGCUGCGGGACUACGUCUACGCCUGCUAUCACCAGCUGGCGUUCCUGAGGUCACAGUGUUCUCGAGGGGAAUCUGAUGGUGGCUGGCAGGAUUAUAAGUAUGGAAAUGGUGCCAAAAUUCCGUCCCCCCUCCAGGCCUUCCUGACUGACGGCCCCGACUCCAAGUUCCAGACUCAUCCCUUCGACUCGUGCAACAUCUGCCGCAAGAGCCGUGUCAACAUGGGAUUCAAGCACAGUGAUUUGCCUGUAUCUCAGCAAACUGGCAACAUUCUUCUCACCAUCCUCACUCCCACCUGCGGCGGCGAGGAUCCCCUGCUGACGCUGUGCUCUUACCUCAACUGCAUCACCAGGCGGACGCCGCGCACCGCCGGGGAGCUUGCCUCGUUCUUCCACAAUUUCGGGAAUGAGCUUCAUGAUGUCUCUCAAGUUGUCUCCACUGGGCUCCGCCCUCUCCGAGCCACAUCGACACUGCCCCGACUGGGACCACCUUGCUGCCGACGACCUCAAUGCCAUCCAGUACAUCCGGGGCCCCGCCCCUCCCACCUCCAACCACGACAAGGACCAUCCCAAGACCCUGUCCGCAAUAAUUGGCUGCGGCAUCGAUAA